Molecule: messenger RNA, 6763 nt
Organism: Lethenteron reissneri (Far Eastern brook lamprey)
Lineage: Eukaryota; Metazoa; Chordata; Hyperoartia; Petromyzontiformes; Petromyzontidae
Product: methionine adenosyltransferase 2 subunit beta-like
Biological process (GO): S-adenosylmethionine biosynthetic process
Cellular component (GO): methionine adenosyltransferase complex
Molecular function (GO): methionine adenosyltransferase regulator activity
Source: RefSeq, a predicted model, not a curated record
UUGAACGCCACCCAUACCACCACCACACCACCACCACCACGGGCUGUUGUUGUUUGUUGUUGUCGCGAUCGAGGCAACGUUUUCGGGUUUAAAUUUACAUUUUUAAAACCGUGGUGGUGGAAAAGAUUAAGAAUCCUUGUUAUCUAAACCAUCACACGCACGCGGAGAGAAAGAGAGAUGCAGUCGUACGGGCUGGAGAGAGGCCUCAACAUUCGCUACAGCCCCGGUCACGUUGAACUAUGCAAGGGGGAGGAGAGCGUGCGUGAGCGGCGCGUGCUGGUGACGGGCGCCACGGGCAUGCUGGGCCGCGCCGUCCACCAGGAGUUCCUCAACAACGGCUGGCUGCCGCUGGGCACGGGGCUACGCCGGGCUCGCCCGCACCACCUCCCGUUGGACCUGUGCGACGACGCGGCGGUGCGCAACCUCGUCCAGGACUUCAAGCCUCACGUGGUCGUCCACUGCGCGGCGGAGCGCAGGCCGGACGUGGUGGAGAACGAGCCGCAUUCCGCUCACCUCCUCAACGUGGUCGCGUCCGCCACGCUCGCGCGGGAGACCGCCCAGGUAGGCGGCUUCCUGAUCUACAUCAGCACGGACUACGUGUUCGACGGCAGCAGCCCCCCCUACAGCGAGAGCGCCGAGCCACGGCCGCUCAGCGCGUACGGGCGCAGCAAGCUGGAGGGCGAGCAGGCGACGCUGCGCGAACACCCCGCCGCGGCGGUGCUGCGCGUGCCGGUGCUGUACGGCGCCGUCGAGACCCUGGCGGAGAGCGCCGUGUCCGUGAUGUUCGACCGCGUGCAGCACGCCAACAAGUCGGCCGACUUGGAGCACUGGCAGCAGCGCUACCCGACGCACACGCGCGACGUCGCCCUCGUGUGCCGCCAGCUGACCGAGCUGCACCUGCAGGACCCCGCCGCCAUCAGGGGCAUUUACCACUGGUCGGGGAAUGAAAAGAUGACUAAGUACGAGAUGGCGUGUGCCAUGGCCGAUGCCUUCAAUCUGCCGAGCAGCCACCUGAGACCGGUGGAGGAGCCUCCGUCCGGGGCGUCCCGUCCGCACAACGCUCAGCUCGACACGUCUCUGCUCGAGAGCCUGGGCGUUGGGCAGCGCACGCCGUUCCGCCAGGGCAUCCACGAGUGCCUGUGGCCGUUCCUGGACGACAAUCGGUGGCGCCAGACGGUCUUCCACUGAGGCCCGGGCACCGGCGGGACAGCGCGCCGUGGGUCUCUGGCGCAUGGCUGUCUAGGCAUGUAACGAUUUACCCACCCCCACCCCCUGCUCCGCACGCCGGCGAUUCCAUAGGUUGUCACGAUUCAGGGUUUCACGAUUCGAUUUAGGAAUCUUCCUCUGUUAUCCCGCUUGUACAUUUGUACCGCACUGUCUCUCCCGUGUUCUUUAUCAGGUUCGUUAGGUCUCGUCCAUGCCAUUAAGCCGAAGGUAACUUUUUUGUUCUUCAUAAUUUGUGUAAAUACGAUGAAACCGGCUCUUCCACGCAAGAUUUCAAUGUGUGUAGCAUGAACGUAAUGUAGGUAUCUUGAACUUCUUUCGCACCGUACGUACCCGAUCGUGCUAAUCAGAGGUGUGCAGGAUGGACAACAAAAUGAACACAAAAAGCAGUUCUAAAGAAAUUAGUUUUUCAGCUUUUAAUUUAGAUAUGAUUUAAGUUUACCAAUUGUUACAUGCCUACAACUGACACAGCAUAUCUAUGGAAUCGCAGUUAAAAACACAUUUAGCAUUGUGUGUGUUUGUGGCAUGGUCAUCUUUGUUUAAAAAUGACAAUACUUUAUCGUCAGCUUCAUAUCGCUCCUGUCCACUGCUUGAGUAGCGCCUCCUGCAUUUGCUCUUUUGUCGCGUGCUGCCCGUUUAGCACUUCACAGACGCGUCUCGCUUAACGAGAGUGAUAGGUUCCGCGAAAAUUGCCAGUUCAGCGAAAACGCGUUAAAGCGAUCACCGUUUUUCCAUUGACUCCCAUGUUAAAAGCCGAGUUACGUUUCAUCCCCCAGAACAUUCCACUCUUGAACAACUUUCUUAACGUGAGAAAUACGAAAUAAAGUAAUAAAACAUCGAAUGUGACACUGAGCACCCAUGAAUAACCACACAGCGCGUGCAGGGUGCCUGUCCGUAGCGUAGCCCCCCGUCCACUUGCCCCCACCCCUCCCGCCCCUCCCGCCCCACCCGCCCAUUACAGUGCCAUUACGAAGCCCCCCACAUGGGGAAUCACGUGGGAAGCACAGCCGGGAAACAGCUGCGGGACGCGGUGCGCAUUCGAUCGAUUCGCUACGUGAACAUUUGCUCGUUUUGCGAACAAAUGGGUCUCAAUUCAAAUUUUUCGCACAGCUCGUUGAGCGAGGCACCUGUUUUUGAUUUAUCUGUCCCAACUUCAUCGCAAUUUCUAUGUUAAUUGUUCAGUGUGUGUAGCUCGUACGUCACCAGCUUAUUGUAUCGCUCAUUUACCUCUCCAUGUAACACGGUGUUGUUAUCCGAGUCCUUGUCGUCUUUUGUUAAUAACCAAGUUUGAAAUGUUUUGUUUUAUAAUGUUGGUUUUGCGUUUGAAUACAUGGUAUCUGUACCAACAUACCGGAUAGUACAGUAACGCAGUACAUUAUUAAUGGAUGUACACCGACAUAGGUUUGGUAGUGUGGCCAAAUUUGCUCGCGCAUUUUUUUCUAAAGUAGUAACUCGUUAAGUGUUUUUUUUUUUUAAAAAAAGGACGCGUAGUUCACCGUUGCUCCUUUGUUUCUACUCGCCUGGAGUUAUUUGGGGCUUUCAAAGUGUAACUACUGCAAUGAUGUCCAUUAACCAAUUCGCCCUGUCAGCGCAGAUGAUCAUUAUCAGUAACCGGUCAUUCCCUUUCACCCUUCACUCGCCCCCUUGCAGUUAUGGAUGUUUGUAUAAAAGCUAAAAGCUGUACCUCCGUUACAAUAAGGGUAGUUUGUGAAAAUGCCACGUUGCGUUGGUAUACACACACAUAGUUGUGGGCAUGCUGCACUGAUCUGUUGUUGACCUCCCCUAAGCCACCAUCAAGUUAGCUGCUGAUGCAGAGACAGCACCGGUGACGAGAUGUCAGGCCCCACACCAUCGCCCCCCUCUGUAACUUUCCGACCAUUGUUCCCUACAGCCCCUUGUCAAUGCACUGCUGGAGGAAGGCCUCCCCCACACCAUGUCGCUCAUGAGGUUUAUAUGACCACACAUCUUCAUCUUGGUGAGUCCAUAUUGGUGAAAGGAGGGGGGCAGAGGGGGGGAGGGCAGGACUGGUUCAAAUUGUCGUGACCGACAAUUGAACUCGGGUUGCCAGGUUCAUAGUGCAGUACGGUAUAACCGCUGUACGGCCACUUCCGCGACCAUUUAGCACUUAUUAUCAAAGCUAAGAGGAAGAUAUCUUUGUGCGGGUUACGUCUAGUUCAUUGUCGGUGCUUUACACUCCAAAACUGGGUAUGUCUGAAACGCUCGCUUGAGUCUUUUAAACGUUAUCGCGCUUACAGCCAUCGACAAUGGGAUUGGCGAUUAAGCGAGCACGCUCUGCUCCUGUCAAAUGUCGUGUCUGGCACCGUCGCUGCUACAAGCACUCCAUAGCAUGAGACGCACGUGGCUUGACACUGCGCUGAUGAUACUGUGUCUGAACACUGGGAGCCCAGCGCGUGCGCAUGCUGUUUGGCAGUUUCGGUGCGUUUGAUUUAUUUACAAGAAUUGCAGUUUUUUUGUUGUGAGCGCGCCAUGGUAAAACCUGCCCAGCGCUGCGACGUUCACACACACAGACAUUGCACACAGGAAGAUGGAUAAAAUAGGUCAUUUGAAAUGCUGUUGGGGAAAUGAAGGAAUAGACGGGUAAGUCGAAGUUAGACUGGAUAUGUCUUUCUUUUGUAAAGGAACAAGAAAGAAACCCUUGAUGUGUUACCGCUGCACGGGUCUUGACAUUCACCAACUCGUGUUCAGGAUGGCUGUUGUUAUCAGAGCCGCCCAGGCGGAGAGAGGGUUGAGUGGGCACGUGGGGCAACGUUCCCUGGGCCUCACAAGAGAGGGCCCUCUAUCAGGGGCCUGGGAUUUUGAAUAAAGGAGCUCCCCGCGUGGCAUUCUGCCCGGGGCCGUCAGCCCCAGGCCUCCGGGAGCCUGCGGGUAGCCCUGGUUGUUGGAGCAGGUCAAGUGAGUUGCGUGACGUUUUCCAGUUUUGUGCACGGGUGUUGGUUCCAACAAUACGCACGGGGUUUUGCCGUCUUUGUCUUUCUAUUAGGUCCAACACAGCUCUUUAAUCCAAGUGUGAACUGGUCGAGAGGGUCGCUUGUUCAAUGGGGUCUUCGCUUCUCAAUGCCAUUUUGAAUGUAGGCCCCCAUUAUUUGCCGCUUACGUGGUUUUUGUUUGUGCGAGAGGUUUCGGCACCGCGGUAGAGAUUUUUUGAGCCGGUUUGAGUGAGAUGCGAGUGUGCGUCGCGCGGUGCUCCGAAAGUGUUGCCGGAUGCGGAGGCGUUUUGAAGCGAGAGUCACUUCGACUCCCAAGCUGUGAAGCCGUUUCGGAAGUUUGCACUUUGUUUCAGCUUUCAAACGACCCUCGAUUGCUUUGUUUUCGUGAACACGGGAAUAUUUGUAUUUGUUGCACGAGCAAAGUUGCAGUUGGGUUUUUCAAGAGCGCGGCGUUCGUUCGUUCGUUCCUCAAAGGUGUGUUACGUUAUCAACACUUUGUUCACAAAUGUUGAGUGGGAUUGGUUCGGUUUAAAGUGCACGCGCCAUUUGUGGCGCGACCGGCGGUGUUAACGGUACAGCAAAGCGACGGUCCAUUUAUAGAUACCCCACGAAAAAACGAAACUUUUUGUAUCUUACCAGGUCAGGCGUCACUGCGCUCCUCCACAGCUCUUUUUUAGAAGCGACCUGGUCACAAAUGAUAGCUCAACGGAAGCGGCUUAUCAACGCAUAGCAGCCAAAUACUUUGAACGCACGUUUCUAAAUGUGGAGUGGAAAAACCGGAGGACCCGGAGAAAUAUCCACGCACCCGCGGUGCGAGAGACACGCAAACUCCAAAUAUACAAGGCAGCGUCAGGUUCAGGAUCUAAGCCACGACCUCCUGCAUUGCCAGGCGAGACAGACAUCAGUUGCAGGGGAAAACUACCGGUACGUUUAAUUUCAAAGCCUCUCCACAUCUCUCACAAAAUUCGAUGCACUUAUGAAAUCGUUCAUGAACUCGUCCCCCCGAUGCACUUUGUCCAACCGUAGCCGGCGUGAUGUUGCCGACAUCAUUCGAUGAUGCUUCUUACGCCGAGGCCAUCAACGGUGCCUUGUGACCAGCCCCACCGUGUCCUGCACGAGACCAGCCGGGGUCGUUUGAAAUCAGUGGGGGUGUCUAUACGUUGAUCGCCGUGUAAUAUGUUGACAUUAAAAAGCAAACGUCAACUGGGCUGCUGUUAAAUUGUUGUUAGGACGUCAGCAAUGGAAUGGCCAGUGCGGAAGAUGGCAAGGGAUUGUUACUCUUUUAAGACGUUGCAAAUGUCGACGUGUUCGGGCGCCUACGGACCGGUGUGUUGAAGUUGUAAACUGCUUUGUGUGGCAGCCCCCCUCCAUUCGGUCGUGUUUACAUGAAUGAAAAAGUGUUACCCUACAACUGCUUUGUUCGACAUUGUUUCUCUCCUCCAUCUGUUACAACAACGCUUGCUCUCUGUGAUCUUCUGCGCGGACAGCGUGAACGUCAAUGCCCUCCUACAGCUUGAUCGAUGUGUUCGGUGGGGAACGGCAAAUCAUUACCAAUUUAUUUACGUGAUUACACAGCGAAGUACUGAACUUGUAAUCGACAAUUUGUAAAUAGAACGUUGUGUUUAUGUAAAAAAACAUUUUUGUGUGCCAGAUUUGCCUGGCACUUAUCCGAUUCAAUUGGCACCCACGUGGUUUUCCACCCCAUUUGCGUGUGGAUUGAUAUUUUUGUAUCGAUUUCCAAACCUGUCAACUCGUACGGUUUACCCGUAUUCUUGUGCAGGGAAAUUGAGUAACAUUUUUUUCUCCCUUGUCGGAUGAACGUUUUGAGAUUUUCUAUAAGGGGCACGGGGUGACCAAUAAGGUCUGAAUUGGUCUGUAAUAAUAUGGUCGGGCACUGAUAAGGGGUUGACAGGUUUGGAGAUCUUCUGGAGCUGCUGUCACAGCAGUCGAGGUCUUCCACGGCAUUCCGAAACACCGGUGUGCGCGCAUUUCGUGGGCCUGCGCGUGCGACUUUUGGGGACGCAGUUUGCCCCCUGCUUGCUUCCUUCUCAAGACACGGCAGACCCCACUGCGUUGAAUGGCACGGAGCUAAAUUGUCUGUAGUCAGCACCGAAAACAUCUGGCGCGCGCUAUUUCACAACGCGCGCACGUCCAAGUAAACCCAAUCGAUGUUCGGUAAUUGGCAGCGUUUGCUUCAAAGUUUUCAAAUGUUCCCCAAAACCCGAUGGGCCGGGCCAGUUCCUUACGGAUGAUUCGUGACGGUAAUUGCGGUGAAUGAAUGUAUCCGACACGUGGUCAUGGUUUGUUUGUUUGUUUUCCCUGCUUCGCUUUUCGCUUUUGAAGUUGCAACCCACCGAGAUUGUCCGCGGCUAAGAUGAAUGUUGUUGCUGCUGCUGCUGCACGUGAUCGCGCGGCGGACGCGCUAUAAAGGUUUCACGUUACAAUCACUCUUGUGGAGCAGAAAGCCCCUGUGUGUGUGCUUUUAUUGGUGUGCAAGGAAACACUUCGCACGCACUCGUAAUAUCAUCGGACAAUGCACGGACAUUUUUAUAUGUUUAAAAACAACAACAGUAUGACACGUUGCUAAUAUG